Drosophila mojavensis is the source of this 2066-nucleotide messenger RNA. RefSeq names its product glucose dehydrogenase [FAD, quinone]. The transcript has a single exon. The coding region runs from base 40 to 1887 and encodes 615 amino acids. Gene Ontology annotation, molecular function: flavin adenine dinucleotide binding; oxidoreductase activity, acting on CH-OH group of donors. The record is from RefSeq and is a predicted model, not a curated record. NCBI's taxonomy places the organism in Eukaryota, Metazoa, Arthropoda, Insecta, Diptera, Drosophilidae.
AUUCAGUUGCUCGCUGUCAGCGCGACUCUCCGGUUGAUUAUGCAGUCCCGCCUGCUCUGUUUACUGUACCUGGGCGCAGCGGCUGCCCAGAGCUACUUUGGCAAUGCCCUGCUCGAUGGCCUUGAGCUGCUGCGACGUGGCCAAAGGCAAAUGGAUCUCGAGGCUUCUGAUCACCGCGAUCAGCUGCUCCGUGAGUACGAUUUCAUAGUCGUGGGCGCUGGCACCGCCGGCUGUGCCCUGGCCGCACGCCUCUCCGAGAAUCCCAACUGGCAAGUCCUGCUCCUGGAAGCUGGCGGACCGGAAAACUACAUCAUGGACAUGCCCAUUAUGGCGCACUAUUUGCAGCUGGGCGAGAUGAACUGGAAGUAUCGCACGCAGUCCUCCAACAGCUACUGCCUGGCGAUGAACAACAAUCGCUGCAACUGGCCGCGUGGCAAAGUCAUGGGUGGCAGCUCCGUUCUGAAUUACAUGAUGUAUACAAGGGGCAAUCGCCGGGACUACGAUCGUUGGGAGGCACUGGGCAAUCCUGGCUGGGGCUACGAUGAGCUACUGCCAUACUUUCGCAAAUACGAGGGCUCGCUCAUACCAGAUGCGGACUCGGGCAAUGCGCGGCAUGGCCGAAAGGGACCCGUCAAGAUCAGCUACUCAGACUAUCACACGCCAAUUGCCGCGGCUUUUGUGGAGGCCUCGCAGCAGGCGGGCCAGACGCGCCGGGACUACAAUGGGCAGGAUCAGCUUGGCGUCUCCUAUCUGCAGGCCAACAUUGGUAACGGCACGCGCUGGAGCUCCAAUCGAGCCUAUCUCUAUCCCCUCAAGGGCAAGCGACGGAACCUGCACAUCAAGAAGAACGCGCUGGUGACCAAGGUGCUCAUCGAUCCGCAAACAAAGACCGCAUAUGGCAUCAUGGUGCAGACCGAUGGACGCAUGCAGAAGGUAUUGGCCCGCAAGGAGGUGAUUGUCUCGGCGGGCGCCAUCAACACGCCCCAGCUGCUGAUGCUCUCGGGUCUGGGGCCCGCCAAGCACCUGCGUGAGGUGGGCAUCAAGCCCAUUGCGGAUCUGGCCGUGGGCUUCAAUCUACAGGAUCAUGUAGCGCCGGCGAUUACCUUUAGGUGCAAUAUCAGCACGUUGAAGUUAGACAAAGUCCUAAACACCGAUACGAUUGGCAGCUUUUUGCGUGGUGACGGUCCACUGCGAAGUCCUGGCGGAGUGGAAGCUAUAUCUUUUUAUGCAUUGGAUGCCACAGAAGAUACCAAAGACUGGGCGGACAUGGAACUCUUCGUUACGGGCAGCGGCAUACAUUGGAAUCCGGCAUUGCGACGGGUCUUCGGCAUCCGGUCGGACGUCUUUGAAGCUGUCUUUGGCGAACUGGAGCGCACCAAUGGCAAUGCCUUCAUGAUCUUUCCAAUGCUACUGCGUGCCAAGAGUCGCGGCCGCAUUAUGCUCAAGAGUCGCAAUCCGCUGCAGCAUCCACUGAUCGACGCCAACUACUUUGCACAUCCUUACGAUCUCAAUAUAUCAGUCCACGGCAUACGGCAGGCGAUCAGCCUAAUGGAUCAGCCAGCAUUUCGGGCGAUCAACGCCCGAGUGCUGGAGACGAAGCUGCCCGCCUGCCGCCACCACGGCCCCCAGACCGAUGCCUACUGGGCGUGCUAUGCGCGUCAUUUCACCUUCACGAUCUACCACUAUUCCGGCACGGCCAAAAUGGGACCACGCAGCGAUCCCAGCGCCGUGGUGGACGCCCGCCUGCGCGUCCAUGGCAUCAGCAAUCUGCGAGUGGUGGAUGCCAGCAUAAUGCCCUAUCUAGUUGCAGGUCAUCCCAAUGGGCCAGUCUUUUUAAUAGCCGAGAAAGCCGCCGACAUGAUCAAACAGGAUCACAACUACACCUAGGAACUAGAUAAUAGAUAUAUAUACAUAUAUAUAUACCAAAGUCGUGCUCGCAAUGCCUGUUCAAGGGACAAAUCAUAAAGGAAAUCAGGCCAAGUCUUGGGAAAUUUGUGAUAUUAGAGAAAGAUUGUAAAAACAUAAAAAGUUGUUACAUUUAUAAGGGUUAACUAAUAAAUAAAAUA